This is a messenger RNA of Ilex paraguariensis (yerba mate), 1406 nucleotides long. The record is from the annotation of a GenBank genome assembly. NCBI's taxonomy places the organism in Eukaryota, Viridiplantae, Streptophyta, Magnoliopsida, Aquifoliales, Aquifoliaceae.
CUUACGCCAUUCCUAAUCUCCUCCAUUUCCAAGAAACUAAUCUCUAAAAAAAAAUCAUAAUUAGUCACUGUUCUGUUCUAUCAUCAAAGUAUGUCAAUCUUAGGAAGCAGAAGCAACAACAGUGCAAACAUGGGUACACCACUUUUCCAUGAAUUCAAGAAGCAAGCUUCUUUCUUUUUGAAGGAGAAGAUCAAGACUGCUCGAUUGGCUCUCACCGAUGUCACACCAGCUCAAUUGUUGACAGAAGAAGCAACAAAUGGAAAUCCAGAGGGACCAGACACUCGAACCCUGAAGAUGAUUUCUCGGGCUGCUUUUGAGGUUGAUGAUUAUUGGAGAAUUGUGGAGAUUCUACACAAGAGAUUGUUGAGAUUUGAUAAAAAUAGCUGGAGGAUGUCAUAUAAGGCUCUGAUUGUGCUAGAGCACUUGUUGACCCAUGGGCCAGAGAGUGUUGCAGAGGAGUUUCAAAGUGACCAAAAUUGCAUAAGUGAGAUGGGAAGCUUUCAACAUAUUGAUGAAAAAGGAUUCAACUGGGGAAUGAAUGUUAGAAAGAAAUCUGAGCGGUUAUUGAAACUGCUUGAAAAAGGACCAGAGUGGAAAGAAGAGAGGAAUCGAUCUCGGAAGAUAACUAGAGGAAUUCAGGGGUUUGGGAGCUUCUGCCAGAGGACUACUUUUGGUCAAGAAAUUCUAGAGGACCCCUCACUGAAAACAUAUGGAAGGAGUAAUUCUCAGUUUAAUGAUCAUGGAAAUCAGGAAGAUCAGUUUUCCCCAUGGAACGAUCAAAAUCUGGCUAAAACAAGGCCUGGAAGAGCAAAGCAGAUCCAUGGUGAGAAUGUCAGUUCAGUUUUCAGCAAGAAAGUGGAGGAUUUGAACUAUUUGGAUAGUUUUACAGAUCACCAGAAGGUUGAAAACUUCGGUUCUCGAGGGAGUUUCAAAGAAGAUAUGGCUCCGAGGAAGGAAGUUCUCUCAGGGGACUUGGAAGAAUGGAACUACACAGGCGAGUCAAAUCCUCUUUUGGAUGACCAGAGAAAUGAUCCGGGGAUUGGUAAUUCCGUGGAAGAAGACCACCCAUUCAAUGAUACUGAACAUCUAAGCAAUGUCUCAUUGCUUUCUUCUGCAGAUCAACUCUUGCAAGCUUAUUGACAACCAGGAUGUUGUAGCAGUGAACGAAGUAGACACCUUGCCUGCAAUAUACUAAAAAAUAAUAAUAGCUCAGUGUACGAAUCCCCCGUCACUAUAAGAUUAGUUUCAACUGUGGAAGUUUUUGUUGGUUGUAUCAUCAUGUGUGCCGGAUUCGGUACUAAAGUAGUUGUCAGAUGUUGUGAUUUCCGUUGUGUUUAGGAGUCACUGUUAGAUUUUCUGUGGUGGAGUUGGGUAAAGUCCUUCAGAAUAUAGAUAAAAACAAAACA